GCUCUGAAUGUUCACUGUUUAGUAGCACUUAAAACGGCCAUCAGUGCGAGGCUUUAGAAAUCACAAGAUCUGCACUACUGAAUUCAGUACAAAAAUGUUUUUUCAAAUCUUUCUCCGGUUUGUCAGCAGUCUUUCUACCAUUGCAGUGGGUUUCCUCUCUGUGAUAAUGCACCAGCUCUCAGUUCUGAAGAAGUCCGUGGUGACCAUGAGCCCUCAUCAGAAAGAACCCAUCGUGGGGCAGCGGCAGAACCUACCCUGUAUUGCGCCACUGGUGAGCACGGUGGAGGAGACGCCAGGGAUAGUCUCUGCUCGAGUCCGAGGGCAUCUUCCUGAAUGGGUCAAUGGCUACCUACUUCGAAUUGGACCUGGGAAAUUCGAAUUUGGGAAAGAUAAGUAUAAUCAUUGGUUUGAUGGAAUGGCUUUGCUUCACCAGUUCAGGAUGGAGAAGGGCACAGUGACAUACAGGAGCAAGUUUCUACAGAGUGAAACGUAUAAGGCCAACAGUGUUCGCAAUCGAAUCAUGAUCUCAGAAUUUGGCACAUUGGCUCUUCCUGAUCCAUGCAAGAAUGUUUUUGAACGUUUCAUGUCAAAGUUUGAGCCGACUGCCACAACUGACAACACCAACGUCAACUAUGUGCAGUAUAAGGGCGAUUACUAUGUUAGCACUGAGACCAACUUUAUGAAUAAAGUGGAUAUUGAAACUCUGGAAAAGACAGAAAAGGUAGAUUGGAGCAAAUUUAUUGCUGUGAAUGGAGCAACUGCACAUCCUCAUUAUGACUCAGAUGGAACAGCCUACAAUAUGGGAAAUUCCUAUGGGCCACAAGGUUCCUGCUAUAAUGUUAUUCGGGUUCCUCCAGAGAAGGCAGACGUUGGGGAGACGAUCCAUGGCGCUGAGGUGAUAUGUUCUAUUGCUCCUGCAGAAUCGACAAAGCCUUCUUACUACCACAGCUUUGGAAUGACGAGGAACUACAUAAUCUUCAUUGAACAACCUCUGAAGAUGAAUCUGUGGAAAAUUAUCACUUCUAAAAUUCGGGGAAAGGCCAUUUCAGAUGGAAUAAGCUGGGAACCACAGUAUAAUACACGGUUUCAUGUGGUGGAUAAAAACACUGGACAGCUUCUUCCAGAGAUGUACUACAGUGAACCCUUCGUUACUUUUCAUCAAAUCAAUGCCUUUGAAGACCAGGGCUGUAUUGUAAUUGACAUGUGCUGUCAAGAUAAUGGAAAAAGCCUAGAUGUUUACCAACUACAGAAUCUCAGGAGAGCUGGAAAAGGCCUUGACCAGGUCUAUAAUUCAGUAGCCAGAUCUUUCCCUCGAAGGUUUGUUUUGCCCUUAAAUGUCAGUGUGAAUGCCCCUGAGGGGGAGAACCUCAGUCCGUUGUCCUAUUCUUCAGCCAGUGCUGUGAAACAGGCUGACGGAAAGAUCUGGUGCUCUCAUGAAAGUCUGCAUCACAAGGACCUAAUGGAGGAAGGAGGCAUUGAGUUUCCCCAGAUCAACUAUGGAAAAUUCAGUGGCAAAAAGUAUCGUUUCUUCUAUGGCUGUGGUUUUCGGCAUUUGGUGGGGGAUUCUCUGAUCAAGGUGGAUGUGGUGAACAAGACACUCAAGGUUUGGAGAAAAGAUGGCUUUUAUCCCUCAGAACCUAUUUUUGUGCCAGUACCAGGAGCCAGUGAAGAAGAUGGUGGGGUGGUUCUUUCUGUGGUAAUCACUCCCAACCAGAAUGAAAGCAAUUUCCUCCUAGUCUUGGAUGCCAAGAACUUUGAAGAACUGGGCAGAGCAGAGGUACCUGUGCAAAUACCCUAUGGAUUCCAUGGCACCUUCAUACCCAUCUGAUGGGAUAACCACAAGAGCCAGGGUUAAAAUCAGUACACUUUCUACAAAAGAGAGAAAAAAGGGCAUCAUAACCUUCCAAACCGUUUGAUUUUUACAUUACUAUUAAAAACAGAAUUCAUGAGACGA
Messenger RNA from Lepus europaeus (European hare), 1954 nucleotides. It is a transcript of the gene BCO2, whose product is annotated as beta-carotene oxygenase 2. Gene Ontology annotation, cellular component: mitochondrion. Gene Ontology annotation, biological process: retinal metabolic process; carotene catabolic process. The record is from RefSeq and is a predicted model, not a curated record. The transcript is spliced from 12 exons. NCBI's taxonomy places the organism in Eukaryota, Metazoa, Chordata, Mammalia, Lagomorpha, Leporidae. Gene Ontology annotation, molecular function: beta-carotene 15,15'-dioxygenase activity; carotenoid dioxygenase activity. Bases 95 to 1828 code for a protein of 577 amino acids.